This is a messenger RNA of Pocillopora meandrina, 5135 nucleotides long. The record is from the annotation of a GenBank genome assembly. Lineage: Eukaryota; Metazoa; Cnidaria; Anthozoa; Scleractinia; Pocilloporidae.
CCCUCUCUUAGGCAAUAUAUACUUAUUCAUCAAAGUCUUCUUGUGGCACUUAAAGCUUAAUAUCCAUCAGAAGAUUGCUCAGUUUUGGACGGUGACACUCCAAGAGAAGCAAUAAUGUUCAACACUGUUGCUUUGUUCUUGUGUUUGCUGACUUCUUGUUUCUUCAAUCGAAGUGAAGGGCACAAAACUGUUUCGUCUUCUUCUAAGGUAAAUCUAAGGUAAAGAUUACGAAAUACCAACCGCUUAUAUAAUUAUAUGUCAAGUAUGACUUAAAGUCACUCGACUUUCCUUAAAAAUUUGAGGUUUUUUUUGCUGAUUGGAAGAAGUAAACAUCAUUAAGUAGGGUAUGAUCUCAGUUAAAUUGGAACCUCGUUCCCGAAUUAAUCGCAUGGGAGGAUUCGAUUACUUUUCUGUCGAUUGUCAGUUAAAUAAGCUGUAUAUCAUUCUUAUUUCGUAAUCUAUACACUACAUUUUGAAUUUGUCAGGCGCUCUUUCUCUGAGAUGUCGCUCAUCAAAAACAAACGAGAUCAAAUUUAACCUUAAAAAUCUGACUUUUCGAAUUCUAAGUAAUAUAGAAGGGUCCAUGUCGUCUUGGCCUAUCUUAAAGUGUUUCCAUGGGGUUUUAGCCAGCGAUUAUGAAGCGCGCGCCAGCGUUAUAUUAGGUUUUUAUGGAUACCUUUUUUAUGUUUUCUGCCUUCCAGAUUAUUAAAAGUUACCAAAAUGUAAUAAUCAAGGGUCGGACUGUUGUUUUCUGUAAUUCAUAUUAAUAUACAAGUUUUCGAUCUUGAGCUGAAGUGCGCCAAAUGUAGACGCUCACUCGCGGUUAUUUGAGGGUCUGAAUGGGGGUACUUCGAUAACACUAAACACUUAUUUUUUUGACUGUAUAACAUUAAACAGUUAAUUUUCAGCUAUUUUAACACUAACAUUAAAAAAUUCGUUGUAACAUUAUUUUUUUCCCAUGAACAAACAAACCACACCCUAAAAGGGGAAAUAUCUAUGUUGGGCCUAUGUUUAUUGUCUCAAAGAGGUUUUUUUGGCCAUUUUCCAACAAUUCGGGAUUAUUUCAAGACUUCCGAAGAGUGAGGGAGAUAUCCGAAAGCUUCCGAAGAUUUCCGAAAGCUGUCGAAGAUGUCUGAAGGCUGUCGAAGAUGUCCGAACACUGCUGAAGAUGUCCAAAGACUGCCGAAGAUGUCCACUGAGACUGCCAAAGAUAUCCACAGACUUAUGACCGACGAUAUUUGAAGACUACCGCAGAUUUGGCUUGUAUAACUCAUAACAAUUCUAUUCUUAAAGCGCUUUUACAGCGAGGAUUCACCAACAGUGACCACUUAGAGAGAAUAUAUUAGUAACAAAUCAGAUUACGAUAUUCAAAUCAAACAGCCAAUGGGAUAGAACAUCGAAAUAAGUAGUAAAAUUAAGCAAAUUUAUGGACUGCCAUCCGUUGUAUGAAUACCUCAGUAUGAUUGGUUGGCUUUGUGAGAUGGUCCCAGUUGGUGUAUCUGCACUGUAAACAAAAAGAGAUAAAUACGAAAAUUACAAGGAAAAUGAGAGUUAACAUAUAUGAGUGUUUAAAUUUGACUAGUAAUGAAUGCAAUAACAGAAUAUUCUUUUACCAAUAAGAUCGGCUACAGUGCUCACAAUGUAUAAUGGUCAACAAAAAUGACAGACAUGUCACUCCAUCCUGGCCAAAAACAUUUGAUUAUAUUCCAUACCUGAAUAGUCGCGAUUGUCCCAACUGUUUCUAGAGAUCAAGGCGGAAUUGAGCGCGGGUGAUGCGACCAAAUCUGCUGAACGUUAUGUCUGUAUCAUUAUCCGCAUCGAUCUCCGAGUCGGUGUCGAAUUCAUCCUGUUUCUCGGAGAUGUCUGUCACGUCAUCAACUGCGACAACUCCGAGCAUGCUUUCGUCAACAAAGGUGAUUCUCGGUACUUCGUUUGUAGCUCGUGGAUUAUUUGUAUCCUGGUCGACUCGUUCUUCAUUGUCUGUCCCCGGAUCAUCUUAAACAUCCUCUUGGAAUGUUACUCUAGUACACGAAGGCGUACUGGAAUAUACAGCUGGCGGCAGGGUUCCCGCUUUGUCUUUUGUUGAUUCGCUUCUUACCGUCCUUGACAGGUCGAUACCUGUCAACCAAUUCCUUCAUGGCUGCCUCAAUGUCAGGGUCAACGUUAUCAGCUGGAGGAGGUUUCAUCAAAUCUACGUCCCGUAACUCCACACUGGAUUUAGGCACUGGAUAAUAAGACUUCUCAAGUGUGAAGUACUUCGCACCCCACUUCGUUGUUCUCUUUCAAGAUUCCUUUGAAAUUGUUCCAAAGUCUUGAGCAUACUGAAGAGCGGUGAAAGUCUCGUUUUUGAAGUUGGAGACUGCAUGAAGGUUCUCUACCUGAGUUGUUAGGAGCGUACGCAGGUCAAUGUCACCAAGAUAGUCCUCGUUUACAUUCUUAACGUUAUCUCGUAGCUGUUCCAUACCUCUUUCGAGAAGCACCAAUGACUCCUGUGUUUUGCUGGAAACAGUUCCUUCAGGGCCAUUUAUUGUUGCCGUUUCUUUCAUUUUAUAGUGCUGCCUUACUUCAGCGACUGUGUUUUUAAUAUAAGCAUUUGCAGAUGAAACAUUGCACACAGCAUCUUGAAGAGAUAAUUGGACCGCGUCGAUCGUAUGUGCACCAAUUCCAAAACUAUCAUAGAGACAUUCGAGGUUGCAAAGAAAGGACACUUUGCCAGUAAGCCCCGAAGCUAGUUUGAUUGUUUCAGCAGCUAUAUCGGAAACAAAAAAAAUUUUCUACAAGGAACAGAUUGCAUGAAAUUGUGUAAAUGAGCAGCUUUCUUCAGUUCCAUCAACGGUUCCUUCAUGGCCAGUACCCAACAAGGUCUCGACUGUUGCACUUAAGGGAUUAAAGGUCUUAACCUUUUGAUCUUUGUUGUCGGUGAAAACAAUGUUGCCCUCAUAACUAUACAGCCUCCUGAUUUCCUUACAAGAAUCUGAAGAAUUCCGCAAGAGUCGCUCAGCAUUGACAGAAUCGAGGUUACAACCAUAUAACCCUCCAGCUGCGCUAGUUACAGCCAAGUAUGCUGAUUGCCGCAGAACAUAAAGAGAUUCAACACUUGUCACGUCAUUGGAGUAGUUUAUCUGUCUCAGCCUACUACCGAUGAUAGCCACUCCAUUUUACUCUAACUCCAGCUGCAUUAUGCUUCUCUGCUCAUCAUCUGCACACAGGAGGAUAUCCUUACUUGCCGCACAGAUGGAAGUUGAUUUAUUUAAAGGUGGGUUAAUCUGGACAAUUUGUUUAUUCAGUUCUCGACUUGUGCGGCUAAAGAUCUCAGAUGUGUCGUCAGCCGCUUCUGUAGAACUGGACCUGUACCCUCAAGUGACAAUCUGAAACGACUAAGCUGCGAGAGCAAAUCAGCUCGCGAUUUUAGGCGUCCGGGUUUGAAAAGUACUUCGCCUUUCAACUCAAUGAAACGGAUUGUUGAUGAGCCUCUCUCUGCAACGAAGACUACGCCAUUGGUGAAGCAUAGGUCCCGCGCAUCCUUGAAUACUUCCCUCCGAACAUUUACAUCGACUGGUCGGUGUAAAAGCAGUUCUACGAGACUAUCGAGAGUCGAAAUCGUAGUCUAACGCCAGUACUUUGCCUUGGGGCCCAAUUUAAAGUGCAAUUGGUCUUUUGCAAACACUACUUUGGUUGGAUUUCCAGAAGCGAUACUUUUCAGGAACUAUUUUGUGGAUUACCAAACGUAUCCCCUUAAGUACAUCCAGUACUGAGGGUCUAGUAAGGCGCAUUAUCGAUUCUAAGGACAAGAGCAUUUCAGCUUCGGCUCACUGUUCGUGAGUGAUUUUCUUGAUUUUCUUGCAGAAUUUAAAAGAGCAGAUAAAAUUUGAAGAUCCUUAAAAAAUACUUUGGGGUCUCCUUUCAAACACUAAACAGUAUUUUUUUUCAAGAACAGUAAACAUUAAAAAAAUGGCCAAUUUAACAGUAAACACUAAAAAAUAUGGACAAAUAACACUAAACACUAAACCCCAUUCAGACCCUCUUAUUUGGCUUUGAUUUUAAUUUUCUCCAAUUUGCUUUGAUGAAAUCUCGUAAAAUCAUAAUAUAUAAAAUUCGUCCUAGAGGUCGAAAAAAACUAGUGAUUUCGAGGGAAGUUUCUUCGCUUUUUGAAUGAGCAGCGAUGUUCAUUUCAUUCGACAUUAUUUCGGACCGACGAAGUCAUCGAUUUUAAUUUUCUUGUUUAAGGAAAGUCAUAGAAUGUUUUUGUCUAAAAGAUAAAUUCAUCUUUAAUGUCUUUGUCCGUGACUCAACAAUAUCUUGAGUACAUAAUCCCAACCAAAGGACAUUAGAAAAAAAAGUAGUCGAGUUAAUCAUUACGAAUACUGAAUGGCUGAAUCAAAAUUUUCAAUUCCAAGAAGAGUCUAAUGACCUAUCCUAUUUAAUGUCACAGAAUCCCAGCACGUGUCUGCAAGGACCUCCUGGUCUCCCUGGUCACAAUGGAUAUAAUGGGGCACCAGGCCUAAACGGUCGAGAUGGUGCUAAAGGAGAGAAGGGCGUGGCAGGUAAGCCUGGGCCACGUGGAGCUAAAGGAGACGUUGGACCAAAAGGGUCUGAUACCGACCACAGAAGUUGGAAACAGUGCGUUUGGAGGGCUUCGGACAGUCGGGACGUGGGACUAAUUAAGGUAUGCAAGAUUGGUGGAGGGUUGAAAUAAAGUGUUUGUCAAACUAGGAGGGUUUUAGCGUGAAAAAUCAUGAAUCUUUUCUUUUGAUCAAUUUACUGUUAAUCUAUUUUGCCUUUUUUUUUAGGACUGCAUCUUCGACAAGACGAGAGAUGGUACCGCUCUACGAGUGGUUUAUCAAGGUAAUAUAUACGUGCGUUGUGACAGCUGUUGUAAGCGCUGGUUCGUCACCUUUAAUGGAGCAGAAUGCAGUGGUCCGCUGCCCAUUGACGUGGUUGUCUGGAUCAGAAACAAGGAUGAAGAUAACCACAGACCUGGAGCAAUAGAAGGCUACUGUGAAAACAUCCACAAGGGAAGAAUCCGUGUUGCUAUCAACAUUGGAAACUGUCCUGGAUAUAGAGACUCAGACGGAUAUACAGGCUGGAAUUCAGUGUCACGAUUGAUUAUCGAAGAAGUCCCCAAACCUCAGUGA